AAUGCACUCUUAUGUAGAUCUUGAAUCAUAUACAGUAUACACAUUUGGUAGGGUGUAUUAAUAGAAAAUGUAAAGUGCUCUUCUCAUCUGUGAUAAAGACUGUGGAAGAACACCCUAAGGUGAAAGUUGACAAAGAGACUGCGAUUCUGGUUCAAGCCAUGCUUUGCGAAGGAAGAUUGUUAAGCAUGACCUAUGGUGAGUUGGAGGAGCUGGAUCCCCUUCCUCCUAAGAAAGCUCCCCAGAGAGCUUAUGGGCUGCAGAGAGCAGCCGCUACCCUGGUGCCAGGCUCCAUCACACAUACUCCCCUCGUUCAUCCCAAUUUCCCCGAGCUGACAGGUUGUACGGACAACAGGAGCUAUUCGGUGGAGUUAUACAAUUCUCCGCUGCAGUCCUUGGAUCUCCACAGUGCCCAGCCAGGGAGACAGAUCUCUCUGGAGAUAGAGAUCCCAGCUCAGGCUCCCUCAGUUGGCGAUGCCCCUUUCUUGGUUCCCUCCUUUUGUCAGAGCAUCUGCUUUAAUUACAGCGACCUCCAUAUUGGAGGCGACCAGGUGCUGCCUCUAUCAACCAAUGAUGGUGAGCUCCGGAUCGGUACUGAAGCCCAGGCUGUAGGCCCUUUCCUCCAUUCCUGUGAUGUCCCCCCAGCUGUGGAGGAUUCUCUCCCAGGACAGACAUCUCAGGGUGGACUUCUGCAUCCACUGAGGGGGAGUUCAAAUCGCUGGAGACUAGGGAGUGCCCGUGAUCGGAGUGUUUUGUUGCAGGGGCGUGAAGGUCCAUUCUCCAACUCUCUUCUAAAUCACUAUCUGGAGCAGAAACUUUUAGAUUUGUACCAGCAAUAUAUGAUGGAGAACAUGGCCAGGCAAGGAGCCUUAGGUUCGGAUUCGGACCAAGGACCCAUUUGCCCUCUGCUGGGCUCAGAGCUGGUCCUGACCAGCCUAGACCAGAUCACUCUGCAGUUGAGUCGGGAUGGGAACCUGGAUGCCGGCCUGGCCAAAGACAUGGUCCUCAGCUGCCUGCUGCGGGUGGCUGGUGACAUGCAGUCAAGUGAGAUCAGCACUCCCUUUCUACAAAUGUCAAAUGAAGCAUCCAGGGAGCAGCUCACAGAGAAUAAAGAGGAGCAACCCCAGUGUCAAGAAACUCACUCAUCCAAUUCGCCUUCUCCUUUUAGUUUUCUUUCCAAAUAAGAUGAAAAUGAUAAACUUAAUUUCAUGAUUUUCUAUUAGAAACGGUGGUGAACAAAUUAUAUAUGUGCUUAACAAUUACCUGAAUAUAUUAAAGCUGUAUAGUAUGCAGCAAUGCAAAUGGUCUAUAUCUAUGUUCAUGUGAUGUGCUGUUGUUGCUGCAGUUUUCACUUUCUCAAG
Messenger RNA from Etheostoma spectabile (orangethroat darter), 1358 nucleotides. Its product is annotated as protein CXorf21. Gene Ontology annotation, biological process: regulation of toll-like receptor signaling pathway. The record is from RefSeq and is a predicted model, not a curated record. Lineage: Eukaryota; Metazoa; Chordata; Actinopteri; Perciformes; Percidae. The transcript is spliced from 2 exons. The coding region runs from base 159 to 1181 and encodes 340 amino acids.